AUGUGUGUUUGUAACGCCACGUAUUGCGAUGACUUCCCACCCCUUAAGAAACCAACCGAUGGUUUCGUAACCGUUUAUGAGAGCAAUAAAGCCGGCGAUCGGUUCACUGAAACUCAAUUAAAAUUUCACUCAAAGAUCUCAUUGGACUCACAGAGUGUUACCAUAACUGUGGACAAGAAUCGCAAAUAUCAGUCAAUCUUGGGAUUCGGGGCCGCCUUUACUGACAGUACGGGACAAAUGCUUAGGUCUGUCAACGAAUCGUUGGCCGACCUGUUAAUAGACAGCUAUUUCUCGGAAAAUGGUAUCCAGUACUCAAUGGCGAGGGUACCCCUGGCCGGCACCGACUUCUCCGAUCGGCCCUAUUCUUACGAUGACGUCGAUGAGGAUCUGGAGCUCAAGAACUUUGCCCUUCAGAAGGAAGACAUCGAUUGGAAGAUUCCGUACAUUAAGAGAGCUCUGAAAGUAAGUCCACAUAACGUCAGACUAUUUGGCAGUCCUUGGAGUCCUCCCUCUUGGAUGAAAAGUAAUCACAAUUUUUCGGGAACGGGUUAUUUGAGAGGCGAUGUCGGCGGACAGUACUACCAGUCCUUUGCUAAUUAUUUUGUCAAAUUUUUGGAUUCAUAUAAAGCAAAUGGCAUUGAAUUUUGGGGACUGACUGUUGAGAACGAGCCGAUUGAGGGACAAAACAAUAAGAGCUAUAAUUGUCUCAACUUCACGGGCCCUACGGAAAGGGAUUUCGUAAAACUGAAUUUAGGGCCGACACUGGAAAAGGCAGGCUAUGGUAGAGAUAAACUGCAAAUCAUGGUAUACGACGACAACGCCUGGGGUUUAAAAGAUUUCGUGAAACCCAUUCUGGAGGACAAGGAGUCGGCCAAAUACGUGUCGGGCAUCGCCUAUCACUGGUACGGAAACGAGGCAAUGGGUGGUUGGCCUGACUAUCUGCUCGACGAAAUGCAUAAAACCUAUUCCGAUGUAUUCCUACUGAACACAGAGGCCUGUCAUUUGGAUGGACCCGAGUUGGGCCGUUGGGAUUACGCCGAGAGAUACGCCUACGAUAUCAUCAGAGCGUUGAAUAACUACGUGAGGGGUUGGGUGGAGUGGAAUAUGGCUCUGGACAUGGAUGCCGGCCCCCGUUGGUGCGAGAAGGCUGGCUACGGG
Messenger RNA from Oppiella nova, 1158 nucleotides. Lineage: Eukaryota; Metazoa; Arthropoda; Arachnida; Sarcoptiformes; Oppiidae. The record is from the annotation of a GenBank genome assembly.